This is a messenger RNA of Symbiodinium natans, 7383 nucleotides long. The record is from the annotation of a GenBank genome assembly. Lineage: Eukaryota; Dinophyceae; Suessiales; Symbiodiniaceae.
AUGCCUACGUUGGAGCCCUUCCACUGCUCCGACAGGGGCUGCAAGUUCAACCUUGUACUCAAAUGCUCAGAGGACUUCACCCUGACACACUUCUACAUCAGUGGGCCUGGGCCGAGAUGUACGGAGCCAAUCAGGAGCGGGCUAGUCUGGGUCUGCAGCGAGUUGCCGCAGGAUUUCGAGGUGACAAGCGCUUACGAUGAUCUGAGACCUGACGAGUUGGAAAGCCACCAGUCCGUGGAUGAGGAGCGAAGGGGCUGGAAUGAUGCAUCGUCAGCUUUUGACCCGCCUUGCGUUCGCUUCCAGACAGACGUGGAGUCCCGAGAGGCAGAGGUGGAGUUGCCCAGGUGGCAAGAAGGCCGCUACGUGAUCGUCCGCUUUCUGGAUACUCACUUUGCAGAAGAGCAGGUCAACGUGGACGUGGGCAUGAUUGCCCUGGUCGGCCACUUUGGCCAUUGCGGCCGACAUCAGGUGCCUGUUGGACCUUGGAUGCGAAGGCGUGUGCAACAGGCCUGGGUCCAUGCGCGGCCGCUACUCCGCACCUUCUCGUCCGGGGGCUGGGUGUGCGACGGUCGAGACUUUACGGGGGGCUGUCGCGGCAGCUUCACUGAUUUUCACCAGACGACGAUGUACACCUCCCGCUUCCACUGCUCCGUCACGGGCUUCGAUCUUUGUGAAGCGUGCGCCCACGACAACUCUUUGGGCAAGGUCACCGACGCUGCUGUCCAGGCAGAUAUCGAAGCUUUGCAAAAUGCUUCUACGUGCAAGCUUGUUGGAACCCGCCUCCGGAAUCUCUGGAAGCGAAACUGGCUUCACGCCGUUCCCAGGUAUUUUCGGCACGGGCUUCUGCAGCGUGUGAUGACUUCCCUGCAGAGCUGCCUCGAUCAUCUCACGCAGUCCGGAAGAGCGCGUGCACUCCUUGAAGAGGAGGUAGCCAGCGGGCGAGGUCGCGGGAGGUUGGUGGGCACAGUGUUGCAUCCCGAUCCUCAGCAAAGUGCUGCACUUCGUGCCUUAUUGCAGCUUGUUUCCGACCUGGUCCACAGCAUCCUUGUGCGCGUGCGGCCAGGGUGUGACAUCCAGGUGAACGACCUGGCAUGGGCACCCGUAGCUGGGCCCGCCUCUGACGGUCAUGGUCCCUCGUGCCGCUGGGAAAGGUGCCGAGUAAUCAGCUUGCCUCCGAACUUUCCGGCUGUGAACCCUUCCUCGGCUUGCCCCAACCUUGACGAGGACGACGAAAUGGACACUGGGGUUGCCAGCGCCUCCUUCUUGGUGUCCUCCCGGGAUUGGAAAGGGAAGCGACAGGUGCAGGCAGAGAACCUGUGGAAGGUUACCAAGCAAUUGAACGAUGAAGAUGUUGUCAUCACCACAGCUGGACUCCUAACAGAAGUUCUGCGCGGCGUGCAGUGCGAUGUGAACGAGGUGCGACGGCUUGUCUGCCACUCUGCAGACCUUUCAGCUGCAAAUGCGGAGGGGCAGACGGCUCUGCUUGGAGCUGCCAAGAGUGGUUGCUCUUACCAGGUCUUCACCUUGCUACUGGAAGCUCGAGCUUGCCCCGACCAAUCCGACCGCAGUGGGCAGACCGCGUUGCAGCUUCUGCAGAAGACGAUCUCGUUGGGAAGCUCUGUGGACGAGGUCGCCAACGCAGAGCAUUGCACCCAGUUGCUGCGACGUCACGGCGCAGAGCAGCGCGCAGCUUCUGAACCAGAUGGGCUUCUCAAGAUGAUGGCUUCCCUUGAGGAGGGCUUGGCCACGGAAGUCCUGGGCCCACUCUUGGCCUUGCGCGGGACCUCCAGUGCCCUGGGAGGCUUCCGACCGCCUCCUCAGGAAGCCAUGGAGACGGCACUGCUGCUCAUCCGCUCGCUCCCGAUGCCGGCAUUGUCGCGGGCCCUCUUCAAGUCCCAGGACUCUAACAAUGGCGUGGACUUCCUGAAUGGUUUUCUGAGCCGAGCCAUCGAGGGUACCUCAGGGGCAACCGCUGCACUCUACGGCCUGCGCAUCGCGAGGGCCCUGAAGGCGAGAGCUCUCGAAGAGCCGCGACUCCUAACCACGCUCUGUCGCCAUGGCGUACACCGCUGGGCAAAGCGCCUUGUCACCACCAGGGAUCCACAACAGGCUGGGUGCUUUGGUCCAGCGCUGCAGGAGAAAGCCGUCCCAAAUGAGGAUCUCCUGCGUGAAGCCACAUCUCUCUGCGAAGAACUGGCAAGCCUUGCAUCGGUUGGGCCAAUGAUGAACCCACGAUCUCUUUCAGGAGUCGUCCGGCUGUUGGACCAAGCUAGCGCCGUUGGCAGCGAUGCCCGGGCCAUGAAGCAGGCCUUUCAGGCUGUUCGAGACUUGCUGUUCGAAGCUGGUUGCGACAAGUGCACGGCCUUUGAACUGGAAUCUUCCAACUUUGCAGGUCGGCUCUUGCGGCUGUUACAAGGUGGCUCAGCACAGCUCCACAAAGACCGCUGGGGGAUCUUUGAAGACAUCUUUCAGCUCCGGGAGCCCAAGGCUUCCAAGGCCAUGCAGUGCCUGCUGGAGGCGCUGCAAUCCAUGAUCCGCACUGCCGAGUGCUUCCCGACCUGGCGGUACAAGCGGGACCGAGGCUUGAAGGCACUCACCGAGCCGGUGCAGUUGCGCCUGGAGCACUGGCAUCGCACCUCCAAGGAGCCUCCACACAGAAGCCGCGAAAGUCGGGACGUGGUGUCAGUCAUGGUGGAGCCCUUGGUUUCGCUGAGCGAGAUCCUCCGCUACUUGCUGCGGGUCACUCCCAUCGUGAGCGAAGAGUACCUCACGUUCUGCCACAGUCUGGUGGGCUGCUCUCUUCGAGAUGCCUCGGGCGAGGUGGUGAAGGUGUUGUCGUUCGAGCUUUUGGUCACCGACUGUCCGGUGCCAAUCCACACAGUGCAAUGUGCUGCGGGAGAGAGACAACGCCUACUCCUGGCACUGCGCGACUACGAGUACGCAGCCUCGGAGGGCCGCCAAGCGCAAGCGGCGCAAUUCAAAGCUGCGCUGUCGGCGCUGCACGCCGUUGGAGGCAGCCACCAGUAUGCCAAGCUCCUCGAUGAGGUGGACGAGCAUUUGCGAACUGGAAAGACCGAAGCCAGCGAGGAGUCCACAGAUCGCAAGGUGCAGAGGAGCAGCCCUGCGCGAGGAAGGCGCCCUUGCCUGUCGGACUCGGAGGAAGAGGAGGCCGGCACAACCAGCAGCAGCAGUUCAGGCGCUGAAGCGCGCCGUCGGGGCAAGAGAGGUGUUGAGGCAUCUGCCAAGGCAAAGAGCCUUGCUGGCCUUGCAGGCGAAGCCUUCAAGCGCGCAGUUCAGGCCGCUCAGGCCUGCGACGACGCCUUCGAUGUGUUGCAUGCAGAGCGCCAACGCGUGGCUCAGGCAAUGCUGUCGCUGAGUGCAGGAGAGGCUGCGGGGAUGUCCAGCGUGGACCCCUCCUUCCGCGUUCAUUCUGUGACGCUGGCGGUUCCCGAGGAGAUCCCCUUGGACGUGUUUUGGCCAAUGGUCCAGGAGGACAUCAUGGGCGCCGUGCAGGAAUUCUACCCUCGAGGUGUGCCACCCCAGGUCCAAGAAGUCUUGCAGACGGGAACUCCCAAAGAUGGGGCGAUCCACGUGGCGCAACGCCUCACGCUCGAGGAGGCCGAGAUGCUUGCAGCACGUCUGGCACACCUGUCCCAGACAGCUGUCGCUGUGGACUUGGGUGCCGUGCAAGAGCUGAAGCGGCUACGGCGGCAGUCCGGCGAAUCUGAGGACUCCCGCGAUGUACGCUGGGCCCAGUUCACUCCGAGACAAGGACGUCAGGCUGCACCGCCCACAGCACCUGCUGUGGCUGCACGAGUGCGCUUGCGCUCAUCACCUGAUGGCUCCGAUUGGAUCUCCGGAGUGGUGGUGGGGCACGGUCCCCCCAACGCGCCGUGGCGAUGCAGCAGCGGCAGACAGUCCUCUGUGGAAGCACUUCUCGACAUAGUGGACGACCAGGGGCUUUUGUGGGAACAGCUCCCGCCAACGCAAGUAAAGCUUCCGGCGGUGCAGAAGAGCAGUGGAGGCACAACUAGCAUUCCUCAUGGAGUGGAGAACCGCCCAUUUCUGGAGACUCGCCGUCUGCCUCCACCUCCACCAGUGGCACGCGAAGCAGCUCCAGCCCAGCGCCGAGAAUCGCGGGAGGAAGUGCCCUUCCUUCAGCCCCUGGAGUUGCCACAGCCCCCGCCACCGCCCCUGCAGCCUUUCAUUCCUGUUGCGAGUGCGCCGGUUGACGAGGUCAUGGUGCAGCAGCCUGAGCACGAGGAGCCGCCCACGCCAGUGCUCGCCGUACAGGAACCAGAAAUGCAAAUCGAGGAGGAGACUCCGAGGCAUAGCAGGCAUCGCAGACGAAGCAGGAGCCGAAGCGGCAGCAGGAGCCGAAGUCGAUCCCGCACGUCGCGCACCCGAAGCCGCAAGGCAUCAGAGAACGUUGCGCACCGCAGGCUGGCUGCAUCUAGGUUCGAGUCCAGUAGUGAGGCUUCGGGGCCGUCGCACGAGGAAGGUCACAGCCGUGGAAGACGGGCGGCAGACUCUGUGGAUUUCGACAAGGUGAUUGGUGCUUCUCCUAUGCUUGAGAUCAGCAGGAUCGCUGCAAGCUUUCGAGCCAAUGAGGAGUCCGAGGCCAACAAGUCUCAGGCUGCCAAUACCCCGCGCAGCCGUGCGGCCAAAGGAGUUUUGGCCGAUGUUCUGCGAGGGGAGCUGCCAUCUUUUGCUCGGGCUGCUGACUCUCAGGACCCAACAACGCUGCUUGGGCAUCCAGUGGCCCUGCGCCUGGGAAGGGAAGACUUGCAAGAGGAUAAAGAGGCAGCCGAAGGAAAGGAGACCUGGAUCCCGCCUCCCAAGUUCCAGGUACGCCUCGGCCUUCUCCGGAAAGAGUCCCGGAAGGAGAUGCCGUUGGCAGAUUUGGCAGCCCCAGCACUACCAGCGGACUGGAGCCUUCUGAAAACCAUGCAGUUCCUGCAUGACCACCAAAGCGCUUCGGUGGAAGGUAAGUUCCAGGAGGAGAAGAAGCCCCACAGCUGCCACGCAGUCCCGCGUCGUGCGGCAGAGAAAGUUCCACUGGAGAAUUGGCACGUCGGCUACUUCCUUGAAACAACGGAUGCGGAGCCGGCGGCGGGUGAUGAUCUGGCGGCCACCUCGUUCGACAUGGACUCCUUCGCUUUGCCGCCGCUUGCAGACGCCGACGCUUCCACCGCCUCGGCGGCCUCUGAGCGUAGCCUGUCCAUGCUUCCGCCGCUGUCGUUGCCAUCAACACCCGUCACAGCCAUCACAGCCAGCCCGGGGCGCAGCCCGGCACCGUCGCUGCCUUUGGCUCCUCAAAGUCCCUGGAUGAGCCCCCGGCAGAGCCCUGCAGGGCCCAGCGCAAAACGACUGCGGCGGGCAAGCUCUCAAACGUUUGUGGAGGGCUCUCCCAGCUUCGUCGCAAGGGACCUGUACCAGUCCCCGAACUUGCAGCCUUGUGAGGAUGGUGGAGCUGCCGUCAAAGGCGCAGCACCCACUGAGAUCCGUCGUCUCUUGAGGCAGUGCAUCGGACAAAGAGCUGGUGCCGAUGAGGAAGUCCUGGAUGCUUUCGAGCUACUCUCUGUCCUUUGGGAACGGGAGCAGGCCACUGACUUGACGUGGGUGAAUUCGAAGCUGGAUUGGAAGUUGAGCCACCAGCUGGAGGACCCGCUGAGUGUUUCAAGCGGAGCCUUGCCUCUGUGGGCAACGACGCUACCACGAGCUUGCCCAUUUCUGUUCAGCCUGCAGACCCGGAAGAUGCUCCUGCGCUACACUGCCCUUGGGCCAUCACUCGCAGUGCACUGGGCGCAAGAGAGCAAGGUUGGGCCAUACCUGCGCCGCCGCAACUCCUUGCCGACAGAACUUGGCGCGGCAACACAAGGCGACCCGCGGAAAGUGGAGGAGCUCUUGCAAGAAGUUUCGAACAUCGAGGACCACGUGGUCAGAUCUGACUUCUGGCUGGGCGCAUUGCAGAGCACCCUUCUGCGCCUACAGCGCAACUCAGGCCGCCCCGACAGCCUUUGUGAUGUGUCAGGCGAGCGAAGCUCGGAAGACCUUGCCGAUGAGCUCUUGCUUCAGCAGGCGGAAGCUGCCAUGGAGCGAAUCGCUCCCUCGGAUCGACUGCUCGAGGUUCAGUUCGACACAGAGACGGGCUUCGGCAGUGCAGUCACGCGCUCGUUCUACGCAGAGGUGGCCAGGGCGCUGCAGAACAGGGCAACGAACCGAAAGGUACCCAUGUGGGUCGAGGAUGAUGCAAACGGCAGUGGCCACAGCAGUGGCAGCGGUGGUGGAUCCAGUCAGCACUUGCGUUGCCGAUCUGGGCUGUGGGUGCGACCACUGCCACCAUCAAGCUCAGCAUCAGGGGAGGCAGAGCGGCGCUUUCGCUUCCUGGGGCGGCUCGUGGGGCGCGCGCUCAAGGACGGCUUCAUCGUCCCAUUGCCCCUCGGGGAGGCCUUUUUUGCGCGGACACUCUUGGGGCAGAAGCCAGCCAAGCUGCACGAGAGCAACAGACGAGAACCUUUGACAGCUUUGCCCAGGCCUGGAGCGGGCUGCGCCGGCGAGCUCUGCGGCGCCUUGGCCGACUUCGUUGCUGUGCUGAAGUCGGGCGAGGAGCUUCACUGCCGUGAGCGGGAGCAGGCGGGCCUGAGCAGGCCUUCGGCUGAAGAGCUGCAAAGCUGGCGCAGAUCUCAGAGUCGCGAGCGCGAUUUCACCGCCAGGUUUCUGAUGGCAGGCGCUACGCCUGAGCCCAUGUCCUUCGAGGAGUACACGUCCCUGGUUGGAGUGAGCUUCUUGGAGACAGGCCUCAGUGGCGCUCCUCUAUGUCCUGGUGGAGCUGACAGGGCUGUCACAGUCGAGAAUGUUGAGGAGUUUGUGGAACUGGCGCACGCGUACUGGUGCGACGAUGGCGUGCGAGCUCAGCUCACGGCUUUCCGAGAGGGCUUGGAUGAGGUCAUCCCCGUCGAGUGCUUCAGCGCAUUCAGCGCCUUGGAGUUGCGGGACAUGAUCUGUGGAGAAGAUUCUGUCGAGUGGGGCGAACAAGAGCUGCUGGAUCAUUUGCGUCCAUCAGGAGGUUUGACUGAACAUUCGCCGGCAUACCAGCACCUUGUGGCUGUCUUGCUGGACAUGGAUCAGGUGAACCGAUCUCGCUUCCUCGAUUUCGUCUCCUCCUGCCCACGAUUUCCACCUGGAGGUAUCGAUUCCUUCCACGUGGACGUGUUCCCUGACUCCACUGCAGGACGUGGCUUCCCACGAUCGCGCGCAUGCGCCAACCAGCUAUAUUUGCCCCUGUACAGAUCCAAGGAAGAAUUAAGGGAGAGACUCCACGAGGCGAUGCAUGGUUCUGCUGGACAUCAUGAACAGGAGCAACGUAUCCUGGCGUCAUGA